AUAACAAUAUUUGGGCGUGGGCGUGCAAUAGAACAUAAUUCUUUCGCCAAAUCCUCACUUCAGUGAGCCUUGCAAGCAACGCUACGUGGAGUAGAUGACUAUCGCAUCCUAACCCCUCUAAUCUCCGUUCGAUCCCCAAUCCGACGGUCAAAAAACGAAGAUGGACCCCACCGCAGUCGUCGUCUUCGCCAUCCACACAGUCCACCAUGAGCCAGGCAUGAUUCCCGCGGCAAUGGCUUCAAGCAACCCCCAGCUCGAUUCUUGAACCCCUACUUAAACCCUGGCGCCCCCAGACCAGUUUCCGCAUCACUGUCAAAUUCUCUGCUGAUUCGGUUGUGAAUCGCUGCCGAUGAGAUGGGCCGUGAGGGAAAAAUGGGGUUUUUGGAUGUUUGUAUUCUCACUCUGUUCUGUACUCUAAUUAUUAUGUCCGAUUUACGCCGAAGCUCAGCUUAUGGAUUGGAGGAUAUCCAAACUGCGGUCUUGGCGGUGAAUGCUUCCUCGCAUUCUGGAAGGAAGAUGUCAGAUACGCUGUUUGGUGUCUUUUUUGAGGAGAUAAAUCAUGCUGGAGCUGGGGGGCUAUGGGCAGAACUUGUGAGUAAUAGAGGCUUUGAAGCUGGGGGCCCUAAUACCCCUUCAAACAUUGACCCUUGGUCUAUCAUUGGGAAUGACUCUACAAUCUUUGUGACGACUGAUCGAACAUCUUGUUUUGAGCGUAAUAAGGUGGCACUUCGUAUGGAAGUUUUAUGUGGCAAUGAGGGAUCUAUUAUCUGUCCAGUAGGUGGUGUUGGCAUAUAUAACCCUGGGUAUUGGGGAAUGAAUAUUGAAGAUGGAAAACAGUAUAAAGUUGUCCUUUACGUAAGAACAUUAGCAGCAAUCAAAUUAUCUGUUUCACUGGCAAGCACAGAUGGGUUGCAGAACCUUGCUUCUUCUAUUAUAACGACAGCUGAACUGAAUACGUCUAAUUGGACAAAAGUUGAGCUAUUAUUUACUGCCAAAGGAUCAAAUGCUCAGUCCAGGCUUCAAUUGACAACUUCCAAUCAAGGAAUAAUUUGGUUUGAUCAGAUAUCAGUUAUGCCUGUUGACACUUACAAGGGACAUGGCUUUAGGAAGGAGCUUUUUGCAAUGGUGGCCAAUCUAAAACCUCGGUUCUUAAGAUUUCCAGGUGGUUGUUUUGUGGAAGGUGAAUGGCUUAGAAAUGCAUUUCGAUGGAAAGAAACAAUGGUUUCCUGGGAGGAAAGGUCUGGUCACUUCGGUGACGUCUGGAUGUAUUGGACCGAUGAUGGGCUCGGAUACUACGAAUUUCUUCAACUUGCAGAAGACCUCGGCGCUUCAGCUGUGUGGGUGGUCAACAAUGGAGUCAGCCACAACGAUCAAGUUGCUACUCCAAACAUAUUAGCUUUUGUUCAGGAUACACUUGAUAGUAUUGAAUUUGCUAGAGGAUCUCCUAACUCAACAUGGGGCUUACUUCGAGCUGCAAUGGGACAUCCAGAACCUUUUGAACUGAAAUAUGUGGCAGUUGGUAAUGAAGACUGUGGGAAAAAAAAUUACCGAGGAAACUACCUCAAGUUCUACUAUGCCAUCAAAGCUGCUUAUCCGGACAUUAAAAUCAUUACCAACUGUGAUGGCUCGUCUUCCCCAUUAGACCAUCCUGCUGAUAUGUAUGAUUUCCAUAUUUACACGUCCUCAAACAAUUUGUUUUCAAUGUCAAAGCAAUUUGACCACACAUCACGUUCUGGUCCAAAGGCUUUUGUUAGUGAGUAUGCUGUGACUGGAUCUGAUGCUGGCAAAGGAAGCCUUCUAGCUGCAUUAGGUGAAGCUGGAUUUCUUAUGGGGUUGGAAAGGAACAGUGACGUUGUUGAAAUGGCAAGCUAUGCACCUCUUUUUGUCAAUGACAAUGAUAGGCGGUGGAAUCCAGAUGCUAUUGUCUUCAACUCAUGGCAGCAGUAUGGAACUCCAAGCUAUUGGGUACAACAGUUUUUUAAAGAAUCUAGUGGUGCAAUUUACUUCCCCUCUACAAUCCAAGCUAAUUCUUCAGGAUCUUUAAUUUCUUCUGCUAUUGUUUGGGAAAACACUGAAGACAAUAACAAAAACAUAAAAAUAAAGAUUGUUAACGUUGGGAGUAACACGGUGAAUUUGAAGAUCUCUAUAACCGGAUUGCAGGAAACUAUAAACUCGUCCCAAUCAUCAAUAACAGUACUUACCUCCAGUAAUGUGAUGGAUGAGAAUUCUUUUGGGGCACCUAAUAAGGUGUUUCCUGUAGAGAAUUCCUUGUCAAAUGCUGGAACUGAAAUGAAUAUUGUGAUUUCUCCACAUUCAUUGACUUCCAUCAAUUUACCACUUGGCCCAACAACUUACAUAUCUGCAAUUUAGAAUUAAAAGGGUAGCAGCAA
Molecule: messenger RNA, 2390 nt
Organism: Dendrobium catenatum
Lineage: Eukaryota; Viridiplantae; Streptophyta; Magnoliopsida; Asparagales; Orchidaceae
Product: alpha-L-arabinofuranosidase 1
Exons: 18
Coding region: 355-2370 (671 amino acids)
Biological process (GO): L-arabinose metabolic process
Molecular function (GO): alpha-L-arabinofuranosidase activity
Source: RefSeq, a predicted model, not a curated record